AUGGGCGUGUGCGCGUCUAUCUGCAAUGGCGGCUCGCAGGAGGAGAAGAAAGCACCUCAAGCCACGCUCCACGUGUCACUACCACAGGAGUUUAAGUACGAGGUGCUAGUAGCAGCAACUAACAAUUUCGACCAAUCAGCGGUGCUGGGCGAAGGGGGGUUCGGGAAGGUCUACAAGGCCGUGAUUCGCGGAGGCAAGGGGGAAGAGAAUGGGGAGGGUGGAGAGGGGAAGGGAGAAGGUGCGGCGGCGGCGGUUGCGGGACAGGCAGUGGCGAUUAAAGUGCUGAAUAGUUCUGGGAAGACGAGCGGUUACCGGGAAUGGGUGACGGAAGUGUUGAUGCUAGAGCGCCUUUCCCACCCCAACCUCGUCAGCCUUCGUGGCUACUGCGCUCACGGCGAGAUGGCAUUCCUGGUCUAUGAAUACGUGCCCAAUCGCGCCCUCAACUACCAUCUGUUCUCCACUGCUGACAAUGUGAUUCCCCUGUCAUGGCAGCAGCGGGUGCAGAUAGCUGUGGGGGCAGCAACGGGGUUGCACCAUCUGCACGAGAGGAACAUCAUUCACCGCGACUUCAAGUCAUCUAACAUCCUGCUUGACGAUAACCUGGUGGCCAAAGUGAGCGACUUUGGGCUGGCAAAGGUGGGCCCGGUGGGGGACCAGAGCUACGUUGAGACCAAGGUGAAGGGCACGCCGGGCUACAUCGACCCUGCUUACAUGGAGAGAGGGCGCCUGACUGUGAAAUCUGAUGUCUAUGCGUUUGGAGUGGUGCUGCUGGAGCUGCUGACGGGCCGGCAUGCCACAGACAGUGACAGCGGCAGCUUGGCGCAGUGGGUGUGGGAGGAAUCUAAGGUCUACACCCCAUCCAUAGUUGACGCGAGAAUAAAAGACGGGUAUUCGGACAAGGGCGGGAGAAAGUUUUUUGCGCUUGCCCGCGCGUGCAUAAAUGUGAACACGGAGCCUCGACCAGAGAUGAGUGAUGUGCUGAGUACACUCAAUCUGAUAAGUAAGAUGUGA
Closterium sp. Yama58-4 is the source of this 1011-nucleotide messenger RNA. Lineage: Eukaryota; Viridiplantae; Streptophyta; Zygnematophyceae; Desmidiales; Closteriaceae. The record is from the annotation of a GenBank genome assembly.